CGAUCGCAAGACGUCAUCAACCCGGUACUUGCCAACAUGGAAGGUGGAGACAGCACAGUCUCGGUGGCAGGCCGUGGGGCUUCGGGUUCCGCAGCAGUGGCGGCGACCGUGCAGGAGCUCUUGCAGGACGACUGCUACAGUGAAUUUUUGAGUGAAGACUUUGAUGUAAAAACGUACACUUCACAAUCUAUUCAUCAAGCUGUAAUUGCUGAGCAACUGGCAAAGCUUGCCCAAGGGAUCAGUCAGCUGGAUAAAGAGCUACACCUACAGGUUGUUGCAAGACAUGAAGAUUUACUGGCACAAGCAACUGGGAUUGAAUCUUUGGAAGGUGUUCUUCAGAUGAUGCAGACGAGAAUUGGAGCUUUACAGGGUGCUGUUGAUAGGAUGAAAUCAAAAAUUGUUGAGCCAUACAAUAAAAUAGUAGCCCGUACUGCACAGCUGGCAAGGCUUCAGGUUGCCUGUGAUUUGCUUCGGAGAAUAAUUCGCAUCUUAUAUCUCAGUAAGAGACUCCAGGGACAACUGCAAGGAGGAAGUAGGGAGAUAACAAAAGCUGCUCAGAGUCUCAAUGAACUUGAUUAUCUUUCGCAAGGAAUAGAUCUUUCUGGAAUAGAAGUAAUAGAGAAUGAUUUACUCUUUAUUGCAAGAGCUCGACUUGAAGUAGAAAAUCAAGCUAAGCGUCUGCUGGAGCAAGGUGUGGAGACCCAGAAUCCAACUCAGGUUGGAACAGCUCUUCAGGUUUUCCACAAUCUGGGGACUUUGAAGGAUACUGUUACCAAUGUUGUGGAUGGCUAUUGUGCUGCCUUGGAAGACAGUAUCAACAAUGCAUUGGACGUCAAAGUUUUGACUCAGCCUUCCCAGUCAGCUGCGAGAGGAGGUCCCGGGCGAGCCACCAUGCCAACUCCAGGAAACACGGCAGCUUUUCGAGCGUCCCUCUGGACCAACAUGGAAAAACUUAUGGAUCAUAUCUGUGCUGCUUGUGGACAAGUACAACAUCUACAAAAAGUAUUAACCAAGAAGAGAGACCCUGUUUCUCACAUUUGUUUCAUUGAAGAAAUAGUUAAGGAUGGACAGCCUGAAAUUUUAUACAUGUUUUGGAAUGCAGUCACUCUGGCACUCUCCUCUCACUUUCAUGCAGCGACAGACUCUUCUAUGUUUUUGAAGCAAGCAUUUGAAGGUGAAUACCCUAAACUAUUACGUCUCUAUAAUGACUUAUGGAAGCGUCUUCAGCAGUACAGCCAGAAUAGCCAAGGAGCUUUCGGUACACGUGGGACAGCCGACCUCUAUGCUGACCUCCCUGACGUGGACGACGAUGCACAAGACAUGUCCACACUGAAGAGGCCGGAUUAUGAUCCAGAAAAGGCGUUGAAAGAUUCCCUGCAACCUUAUGAGGCUGCUUACCUCUCAAAAUCCCUGUCUCGACUCUUCGAUCCCAUCAACUUGGUUUUUCCUCCUGGUGGACGUAACCCUCCUUCCUCUGAUGAGCUUGAUGGGAUCAUUAAAACUAUAGCAAGUGAACUCAAUGUAGCUGCUGUUGAUGCAAACCUCACAUUAGCUGUGUCAAAAAAUGUGGCGAAGACCAUCCAGUUAUAUGCUGUGAAAUCAGAGCAGCUGCUCUCUACUCAAGGAGAUGCAAGCCAGGUGAUUGGGCCUCUCACUGAAGGACAGAAGAGAAAUGUGGGUGUGGUGAACUCCCUGUUUAAGCUGCACCAGUCAGUAACAAAGGUGGUUGCCAGUCAGAGCUCAUUCUCAGCAGCAGCUGAGCAAACUAUAAUGUCAGCCCUAAAGACAAUUCAUGAUCUUAUGGGAAAUGCCAUCCAGCCCUUGCUGACGUCCGUGGCAGAUGCAAUCGAGGCCAUCAUCAUCACCGUGCAUCAGGAAGAUUUUUCUGGGUCCUUAACUAGCUCAGGAAAGCCGGAUGUUCCUUGUUCCCUGUACAUGAAAGAGCUACAAGGCUUCAUUGCCAGAGUUAUGAAUGACUACUUCAAGCACUUUGAAUGCUUGGAUUUUGUUUUUGACAACACUGAAGCUAUUGCCCAAAGAGCCAUUGAACUUUUUAUCCGCAAUGCCAGUCUCAUAAGACCCCUUGGUGAAGGUGGGAAACUGCGACUUGCUGCCGAUUUUGCACAGAUGGAGCUGGCUGUGGGCCCACUUUGCAGACGAGUGUCGGAUUUGGGAAAGUCCUACCGGAUGCUGAGAUCAUUCAGACCCCUGCUCUUCCAGACAAGCGAACAUGUGGCAGACAGCCCGGCAGUGGGAGACAUUAUCCCAUUCAGCAUUAUCAUUCAGUUUCUGUUCACUAGAGCACCGGCGGAGCUGAAAUCCCCCUUCCAGAGGGCAGAAUGGUCCCAUGCACGCUUCUCCCAGUGGCUGGAUGAUCACCCAUCUGAAAAGGACAGGCUCCUCCUUCUCAGAAUCUUGGUGGAACAUGACAGUAUUUACAGUUGUUCUGAAACAUCCAAAACUGCCAGACAAUCAGCCUUCUCCAAAGGACACCUAGACAGAGUCAGCAGCAAGAGGCAUUCAACAUCCAAGUGUUGUGCACAGGUACUCAACUGCCCGGGAGAAUAAAAGCUUUACCCCCGUGCUAUGCACCAGGUAAGAAAGACUGUCUUUGCCUUAGAGUUUAUGUCUAAAGACUUCUUUAAAGUACACGUUAGGUCAGAUUUGUACAACACAUGAAAUAAUGGAUUAAAUCCAAAAGGGUAGGAAAGGACACAUCACUGUGCAAACUUGAAACUUUCCUAGUCAUUCAGAUACCAAAAUUAUUAACAUACAUUAUUAAUACACGUUCAGAAUAUACAGACAGAAAUCACUUUCCUUCCACUUGUCCUUAGCAGAGACAUGGUGCCACACACCAGACUCCUGAGAUAACUGCAAUCUCUGUACUUACUGAUAAAGGUGUGGGACACAGUGGCCACAACUAACGUGCAUUACGUGUAUCUGUCUUGUGACGCCCAACACAUCAAAGCACCUGAAUGUGCUGUAUUUUAUUAAAAACAACUUACAUAGGUUUCUGGUUUAAGACCAUGUACAAUGGCUGACAUAGCUGCCAUAUGAAGCACAGGAAACAGACACAUACCAGUCUCAGCCCCCAGAGUUAGGAUGUUUUGCAUGGGAUGCUGAUGUGUGCUUGAUGUUUUCUUAGGUUAAACAUGGUGGACAGUGUGAGGUGCACUAUGAUAAAGUCUAAAGUCCAUACUCCUUCCCCUCACAAGUUCCAAACUGACUAAUGUAUACGCCAACUAGCCUAACAGCUCACUAAGUGUGCAUUCUGCCCCAACCGAGAACUUCCUUAUGCAUGGAACAAAGAGCUACAUCUGUAUUAGGAAAACAAUUUCCAAAUCCAAAACCUUUUUUUUUUAGUGAAUUUAGAAAAGGGUCCAUUUGACAUCAUUUCCUGUUAGAUGACUAACGUGUCACUCACUAGAAACAAUACAAAUGCACAGGACAGUUAAGAAUUCUGAGUCAUGGGCUGGAGAGAUGGCUCAGUGGUUAAGAGCACUGACUGCUCUUCCAGAGGUCCCGAGAAGCAACCACAUGGGAUCCGAUGCCCUCUUCUGCUGUUUCUGAAGACAGUUACAGUGUACUCAUGCAUAAGAUAAAUGAAUAAAUCUUUUAAAAAAAACAAAAAGGGGUUGGGGAUUUAGCUCAGUGGUAGAGCGCUUGCCUAGGAAGCGCAAGGCCCUGGGUUCGGUCCCCAGCUCUGAAAAAAAGAACCAAAAAAAAAAAAAAAAAAAGAAUUCUGAGUCAUAUGGAGCUAUCUUUGAUAAGUAGAUCCUAAAACAGAGAAACAAUUAAGUGGAAACGAGGCAUCUACUUCUAGGAGAGUCCUGUCCUCCAAAAUUAAAGUAAAUCCAGAGUCCUAUUGGCACUCCAGUGUUUAGAAUGUCUUUUUUAAAAAAAAAAAAAAAAAAAACAAACAUGAAUCAAGAUUUUUUUUAAAAGAUUUAUUAGUUUGUGUAUGUAGCACACUGUAGCUGUCCUCAGACACUCUAGAAGAGGGCAUCAGAUCCCAUUACAGAUGGCUGUGAGCCACCAUGUGGUUGCUGGGAAUUGAACUUAGGACCUCUGGAAGAGCAGUGAGUGCUCUUAACCGCUGAGCCAUCUCUCCAGCCCUAGAAAGUCUUUUUAAUGAGUACCAUUUCUAGAUGUCAGAGGACAUAUUUAAUAAACAAAUACCAGACAGGUGUGAAAAGAGAAACACAUGCCACAUCUGCCAGGAAGUCUCCAAGUCACCACCACCUGAAGUGGGGUGAGGGGUUGUGGGCUUAAGUCAUUCUUAAAAUGCUUUUAAAUUUUAGAAGUAUGUCUUCUGCUAAACUAUAAUACCUUCCUGACCAGAGACUACUAUUCUAAUGCAAAUUAAAAAAGAGAAAAAUUACAGGUCUCACUGUUGAGCCCAGGCUACUCUCAAUUCCAGUUCUAAAGAAAUAACCAAGUACUAGGACACGGCCAUUCUGUACAAAUACAUUGACUUUUAAAGAUGCACUUGGGAUGCAAAGCUUCUUUCUAAACUGUAGGAUGGUAUUUAGAAUUUUAUUCUUCAAGGGGCUACAGAGAUGGCGCAGCAGUUAAGAGCACGGACUGCUCUGCUCUUCCAAAGCACCUGAGUUCAUAUUCUGGUACCCACAUAGUAGCUCACACUGUCUGGUUCGCCAAGAUCUGACACCCUACGUGGACAAACAUGCAGGCAAGGCACCAAUGCACAGAAAAGCAAGUUUAAAAAAAAUUACCUUCUUUAAGAUAUUACAACCUGAACUGAAAAUUCAGUUAUUGUAUAGCAUUCUUACGUGUGAGCCCAAGGACAAAUGAAAUGGUAAUUUUGAUUCUCAGAAAAUUAUUAAGAUUGCAAGAAGGUACCUUUAGCACGUGAAGUGGAAGACUGAACUCAGUAACAGAGGCUGAAAUAGGUAAGGGCUACAGCAACAGGACUGACGUUCUACUGGCUAAGUUUUGACAAAUCUUAUAUAAACUGCAAUGCCCCACAGUGAGGCUCAUAUACAAAAUGUACCAAAUCUGACCCAAGAAAUGUACCUAUCUUCUAUCAGGUAAAUUAAACUUACUGUUUUCAAAAGGAGCCUCUUUUCACUAAGGAACUCUGUAUAAUCUAUGUAUUAUAAAAGCAAUAUAUAAAAAGUCAAUGUAAAAAAAAAAAUGGAAAGAAAUCACCCACAGCUACUGAAGAGAUUUCUUUUUGUAAGGACAAGUCAGGAAUUGUAGGCAUUACUAUUUACCUGUUAUCUUUCCCUGGAUACAUCUGAGUAUAUUCAACUCUGUAUUUUUUGGCAAAAAGCAUGAAGGCAUUCAUUGGUCUUUUGCACUUAUUAGGAGAAGUGGCACUCACAGUCCCUGAGCUGUGGCUUUUGACAGCUUUAGUGUAUAAAGAACUAGAGGAGAGCUGUGAUGAUCCUGGUGAACCACAGCUUUUACUGAAUUCAGAUCCUGCAAACUCUUGACCAGUACCAGGUCCUCCACAAGACAAAGAUGCGCGGCGCUGGCGAGCCAUACUACUCAAAACGUAGACUGCGGAAGAGUCCAUAGGUGUGAAGUCAUAGCUAGAAAAUUAACAGGCAAAGUUAUAUUGCAGCCAUAAAGUAUCUAAAACAGACAUUUAAAAGCCUAUCACAUGAUUGAAAAUGUCCCUGCCUCUUACCUGACACACCAUUACCAGCACUACUCUAACAGCUUCUCCACUACACUUAGAAGGAAGCCUCAUCUUUGUAACUGAAAACAUUCUUUUAAAAAGCUAACCUGCAAGCCCCGCAAAAGGAGUCAUAACCAGCUGACUCCUACAGACCAUACACUCUUCCCUCUUCUAGAGUCACAAUGACAAGAGCCAGCUAGAAGAGGGCAGCAGCCAUUCAGCCCAGGACUCCUAGCAUUUAGGACGCUCAGGCAGAUGGAUCUCUACACAGAGCAACACAGAAGGUUGAAGGCCAACUUAGGCUAAGAUAAGACCUUGUUUCCAAAAGUGGCUGUUGAAUGUGCUAACUUAAAACACAGCAAUUUGAGAAUUUGUAUAGAUACAAAAGCUGUAAUAUGUAAAAAUCCACCUCUGUACAGUUAGUAUCUGAACGCACCCACAUCAGUAAAGGCCACAUCCUGUUAUACAAGUUCAAUUUGCAUAAGCACCAAAGCACCAAACAAACUAGGCAUAGUCCUGUUCUUCAACAAGUCUGGAGUUGGGGGGUCCAUUGACCCCUUUAAGAAACAGGACAGCCAAAAUAUACAGUGCUGUUCAUCCAGACAGUGAGUGCCUGGAUCCAGAGCCAUUUCCUCACCCACAUCCCAGUACCUUCUUAAUCCCAAUGGACAAACUCAAAAGUAAUCAAGCAUAAUCACCAUAUUAAUUAAAAUAUUAGCUGAAAACCAUAACUAAUACAGGCCAUGUCCUAAAGAUGCACCCCAAAAGAAUCCUUCUGACUGUAUUUUCUUCUCAACACAAAACAUCUUACUUGGCUUUUAUUCUAAACUUUCUCUAAAACAGAAAUUCUGGUAUAACAUCAAAAUAGAAAUAAUGUGAAACAGGAGAUCAGAAAGUCUCUGAAAACUCAGAUGCUGAAUGAACACAGCAGGUCCCACCAUUAACUGCUCACAGUGAAAGUGAUUCCUGCUGCUUAUCAGCUUCAUGCUGUCGUCUCUAAAGGUAUCAGAUGACAUAGUUCUAAGUUGUCACAUGAUCAAUGCUUAGAACUGAUAUGUCCUGGGGCUGAGAGACGGCUCAGUGGAUAAGAGUACUGACUGCUCGUCUAGAGGUCCUGAGUUCAAAUCCCAGCAACCACACGGUGGCUCACAGCCUUCUUCUGAUGCCCUCUUCUGGUGUCUGAAGGCAGCUACAGUGUACUUAUAUAUAAUAAAUAAAUAAAUCUUAAAAAACAAAACAAACAAACAAACAAACAAAAAAACUGGUAUGUCCUUAAACUUUCUAAGCUAACGAUAAGCUUAAGAUAAGCCCGAAAUCUAGUAAAAUACCAAUAGACUUUAGUAAACUAGUUACUAAAAUUUGAAAAUUCCACCAUCUAGUGGCAGAAAUCUGUCAUCUACUUCUUUGAAGAUACAAAUUAAUGUGGUUUCACAAACUCAGUACCUGUACCCAGGCCUAAGGAGCUAAAGCAGUGACUCUAUCCGUAGAUAGCUUAAAUGUCUUGCUGUGCCCUCUCUGUAAGCACCUGCUCUCACCAUGGGACCACCUUUAUCCUAGUCCUGCUGGUCCUUAAACACCGUCCAUGUGUAUGUUCUCCUCUGAAGAUUUAGUUACUACUCCUAACUGUGUCUGGCAGGUCCACACAGAUCCUAGGGAGGCCAGAGGCCAUCGGGCUGCACUUACACAGUUGUGAGCUGCCCAAUAUGGGUGCUUAGAACAGAACCUGGGUCCUCUGAAGCGCUCUCAUCCCUGAGCUAUCUUCUACCUGCUUCAUCAUUACUCUUAAAAGCAGGCUCUACAGUAACGUAGAGCCUAUUCAUCAAGUCACAUGUAUUAACUCAUUUUAGUCUUUUUAAAUUAAUCACUAUCUAAAACACUCUUUGUUUUAAAAGUUAAAAAAAAAAAAAAAACUAUAGAAAAGCUAAUUUACUCUACCUAAGCUUCACAGCUGCCCUUAGUGCAGUCAGCUAUGUGCAGGCAGGCAGCCCUGCUCUGGAGCUCAUGCUCCUACCAGGCCCAGGGCUUGUUGAUCAGCAAACAGACAGACCAAAAGUAUUUAAAUUACAUCGAUUAACCCUACAGAGUAUGUGACAAGAUACAAUUUUUACACCUCUCCACUCAUGAGUAAACUAACUAGUGCAGAAGAGGGGUCCUGCUGCCACAGCCCAGCUACUCCACAGUCCACGACACUAAGGGCCAAGGUCCUCCGGAUGGGUUAGCCUGCACCCACUUAGUGACAGCAACACUAAGAAUCGGAAAUGAGAGCUUGUUAUCUUAGAAAAACAAUUUCCCCUUUUCCCUUUAAAUAAAAAUAAAGUUUUAUCCAAUGACAUAAACUGCACUUAUGUCUCAUGAGUCUGCCUAGUAAAAUCUAGCUUAGCAAUACUGAUAUGGCCUGGGAACAAUUCAGUUACGAAGUUAUUUACAUAAUUUUAUACUCAUUUACAAGAAUUUACUUCUUAAGCCAACAAGACGGCUGAGUGGGUAAAGAAGACUUUCUCAGUUGCUCUCUACUGUCUCUCAACCGGACUAGCUACCAGCUUGCUUCUCAGGGCCCUUGCUCCCACUGCUGGAAUCACAGGCAGGCUAGUACACCCACCUCGAAAUCGAAGGGUUCUGGGGAUGCGCAAUCUCAGAUUGCAAGUGGGCCAAUUCUCCAAUCCCUUUUAAAUUCUUCCACCCUUUAAACGUUAUGACUCAGAAAUCACUAAGGAAUAAACAUUAAUAGGAAAGAAAUGCAUCCUUACCUUUUAAAUGUAUCAAAAACACCUGAAUCAUCGAAAUUAAUGGCAUCAGGGUGUCCAGGAGGUAGACAUACGUCACCAAUAUGAAUCUCACAGCAUGGAAUGCCGUGCUGUACCACAGUCAAGCUUGGAUAAAAUGAUGACCAGCCUAGAGUGAGACCACAGAUAAAGGUGAGCAUGACACAAAGCGCCUUUAGAAAAGAACAAGUCUACUUAAGUCUGACACAUCAAGUCUCUCACUUUCAAAUAAAACCAUUACUAACUAAACUAAGCACUCUAUUUCAAAAGUCCCCACAACUAGUUUAAUUUGGUAUUUAUAAACCUCUAUCAGAUAAUAACCACUUUAAACGUCUGCAAACACAAUUAAGUAGUAAACUGUGAGUCACUAAAUUAUGGCUAACACAGCAUUCCGUGAUAAAGCUCUAAGAGCAACUCUGGUUUCAGAGCCUACUCGGUAAAUAUAAACAAAACAUGACUACCCAGUCCACCACUCCGCACCUUAUGCCUGAGAGGUUACAGUAUGCUGCAGAAAUGACAUCUCAUACACGCGGGCCAAGACACUUAAACAAGUAUGAUUAGAAACAUCUACUGAAUUUUAUUUAGUUUGAAAUAAAUUCUCAGUAUUUUUCUUAACAAAAUUAAUAAGUUUUCUUUAAAGUUCUUAUAAACUCAGGGCCAAAGAUGGCUCAGCAGUUAAGAGCACUGGCUAGUCUUCAAGAAAUCUGGGGUUCAGUUGGCAGUUCACGGCCAGUUGUUAACUUAAGUACCAAAGGAUCUGAUAUCCAUGCAGGCAAAACAUGCACACACAUGAAAAUAACAGUAAAGUUUGUAUAAAUUCAAUUGAAGCCCUACCUUUAUUUUUAACAUAGAAAGGGUGGUCCAGCUUGCACUCCACAGUAAGCAAGCCAUCUUCUACUGUACCAGGAUCAAAUGUCAACUUCAGUACAGACUCACCGAAUGACACACUCUCUUCAUGGGAUAACAACUUUAGACCAUCAGACCCAUAGCCCUGAAAGCAUAUGCGUGGACUAAAUAAACUGGAAAUGUUCAAUUCAACACACAGUGAAACUCCCAAUAUGUCUUGAUUAGAAAAGGUAAAUUUAGUCAGUAUCUCCAGCUUUAAAGUACUUUCAACCAAGUAGUAAAGAAACACACACAUAAAUGACCACAGAAUAUAUGUCAGACCGGAAUAUGCAUUUUAACCCAAACAUAAGUAAUAUGAGAUUUAAUAAACAAAGACUAAUUCUAAGAUAGACUAAGGAGACACCCUCUGUCUUCCCUUAGUUUGCACAGCAGCAGUACCCUAGUUCUGUCCUUUGCCGAUUGCUGGCAGUGUGAUGUCUUCCUCCUCACAGCCCUAGUGACUGGAGCACUAUUUGUCUUUAAAGCCACUUAGUUUUCUAGAAUAAGAGCGUUUAAAGCAUGAAACUGCACAUAACACCAACCACCCAUCUUAGAAGCAUAACUGGGAAGUGAUACAGUCAUGGUUCUAUCCACCUCACUAGGCAGUGAGUGUUCACACAGAGUGCAAGGUCCACUUAAACAGGAAUCCAAGUAGAGGGUUCCUCUAGAUUAACCGUAAGGUUGAUCAGUGUGAAAUUCUUAGAAGGAUUUUAAAUGAACCUUGUGAGUGCCCAUUUGGAUCUCCUCCUCAUCACAGCUGGCGGCUCUAGCAAAGUCUUCAACAUCUUGCCACUCCUUUUUGCUUUCCUUAUGGAAGCACAGUCGUGUGCCUGAAGUGGAAUUAGAAAGAAGGGUCAGCCAACAUGCUCAGUGUGCUACCCAAGGCAGCUGCAAAACACAAGUCUUCCUUCACCUUUGAGAAAGCAAUGCCAAACGGUUGAUGGCCAGGAAUUGCACCAGCCCAGAUCAUCAUCAUCUGACAGGGAGGACAUGCAGAAAAUUCCUGACUCUGACUCACUGUUUGCCUGUAGAGAGAAAACAGAAACUUCUGUUUUGUUAUUUUUUUUUAAAGAUCUUUUAAUACCUCUUCUAAACUCAAGCUUUCAAAUGUUACUUAAUUGUAAGCUUAAGGAAAGUAAGCUUUCAAUACUGAAGGAUGUUUUGAAGUUUUAAAUACUGUCAUUUCCUAAAAAUAGAAAUACAGAAUCAAACACGUACAAUUAAUAAACAAUGAAAUAUUUUGUCCAUCUGUAUGUUCUUCAAAAGAAUUUCUUAGAUGGGGGAAAGAUAAUGUUUUCAACCAUUAUAUAAACUUUGUAGAAGCCUGACUUCAUGAAUAAACUCACCCUUUCAUGUCUUA
Messenger RNA from Rattus norvegicus (Norway rat), 10651 nucleotides. RefSeq names its product component of oligomeric golgi complex 5 (gene Cog5). NCBI's taxonomy places the organism in Eukaryota, Metazoa, Chordata, Mammalia, Rodentia, Muridae. Gene Ontology annotation, biological process: intra-Golgi vesicle-mediated transport. Gene Ontology annotation, cellular component: Golgi membrane; COG complex. The record is from RefSeq and is a predicted model, not a curated record.